Molecule: messenger RNA, 2769 nt
Organism: Closterium sp. NIES-67
Lineage: Eukaryota; Viridiplantae; Streptophyta; Zygnematophyceae; Desmidiales; Closteriaceae
Source: the annotation of a GenBank genome assembly
AUCUUGAGAUGGCGCGGGAGCUCCAGCCUCCCCACCCGCCAGCCAGUAAGCACAUCCCGCGAGAGGAGGCCAGGAGGAAAAAGAGGGGUGGCUACGGCAAAAAGUGCGGGGGUGAGGGGGUUAAACUGAGUGGAGGGCAGGGGGAAAGGGAGAGAAGGGCAGGGGGAAAGGGAGAAGAGGGCAGGAGGAAAUGGAGAGGAGGGCAGGGGGAAAGGGAGAGGAUGGGAGGGGGAAAGGGAGAGGAGGGCAUGGGGAAAGGGAGAGAAGGGCAGGGGGAAAGGGAGAGGAGGGCAGGGGGAAAGGGAGAGAAGGGCAGGGGGAAAGGGAGAGGAGGGGAGGGGGAAAGGGAGAGGAGGGCAGGGGGAAGGGGAGAGGAGGGCAGGGAAAAAUGGAGAGGAGGGCAGGGGGAAAUGAAGAGGAGGGCAGGGGGAAAGGGAGAGUGGGGCAGGGGGAAAGGGAGAGAAGGGCAGGGGGAAAGGGAGAGGAAGGCAGGGGGAAAGGGAGAGGAGGGCAGGGGGAAGGGGAGAGGAUGGCAGGGGCAAAGGGAGAGGAGGGCAGGGGGAAAGGGAGAGAAGGGCAGGGGGAAAGGGAGAGAAGGGCAGGGGGAAAGGGAGAGAAGGGCAGGGGGGAAAGGGAGAGAAGGGCAGGGGGAAAGGGAGAAGAGGGCAGAAGGAAAUGGAGAGGAGGGCAGGGGGAAAGGGAGAGGAGGGGAGGGGGAAAGGGAGAGGAGGGCACAGGGAAAGGGAGAGAAGGGCAGGGGGAAAGGGAGAGGAGGGCAGGGGGAAAGGGAGAGAAGGGCAGGGGGAAAGGGAGAGGAGGGCAGGGGGAAGGGGAGAGGAGGGCAGGGAGACAUGGAGAGGAGGGCAGGGGGAAAUGGAGAGGAGGGCAGGGGGAAAGGGAGAGGAGGGCAGGGGGAAAGGGAGAGGAGGGCAGGGGGAAGGGGAGAGGAGGGAAGGGAGAAAUGGAGAGGAGGGCAGGGAGAAAGGGAGAGAAGGGCAGGGGGAAAGAGAGAGGAGGGCAGGGGGAAAGGGAGAGAAGGGCAGGGAGAAAGGGAGAGGAGGGCAGGGGGAAAGGGAGAGAAGGGCAGGGGGAAAGGGAGAAGAGGGCAGGAGGAAAUGGAGAGGAGGGCAGGGGGAAAGGGAGAGGAGGGCAGGGGGAAAGCGAGAGGAGGGCAGGGGGAAGGGGAGAGGAGGGGAGGGAGAAAUGGAGAGGAGGGCAGGGGGAAAUGGAGAGGAUGGCAGGGGGAAAAGGAGAGGGGGGCAGCGGAAAAGGGAGAGGGGGGCAGGGAGAAAGGGAGAGCAGGGCGGGGGGAAAGGGAGAGAAGGGCAGGGGGAAAGGGAGAGGAGGGCAGGGGGGAAUGGGAGAGGAGGGCAUGGGCAAAGGGAGAGGAGGGCAGGGGUAAGGGGAGAGGAUGGCAGGGAGAAAGGGAGAGGAGGGCAGGGAGAAAAGGAGAGAAGGGCAGGGGGAAAGGGAGAGAAGGGCAGGGGGAAAGGGAGAAGAGGGAAGGAGGAAAUGGAGAGGAGGGCAGGGGGAAGGGGAGAGGAGGGCAGGGGGAAAGGGAGAGGAGGGCAGGGGGAAGGGGAGAGGAGGGCAGGGAGAAAUGGAGAGGAGGGCACGGGGAAAUGGAGAGGAUGGCAGGGGAAAAGGGAGAGGGGGGCAGGGGAAAAGGGAGAGGGGGCAGGGAGAAAGGGAAAGCAGGGCAGGGGGAAAGGGAGAGGAGAGCAGGGGGGAAGGGAUUGGAGGGCAGGGGGAAAGGGAGAGAAGGGCAGGGGGGAAGGGAAAGGAGGGCAGGGAGAAAUGGACAGGAUGGCAGUGGGAAAGGGAGACCAGGGCGGGGGGAAAGGGAGAGAAGGGCAGGGGGAAAGGGAGAGGAGGGCAGGGGAAAAGGAAGCGGAGGUCAGGGGGAAAUGGAGAGGAUGGCAGGGGGAAAGGGAGAGGGGGGCACGGGGAAAGGUAGAGAAGGGCAGGGGGAAAGGGAGAGAAGGGCAGGGGGAAAGGGAGAGAAGGGGAGGGGGAAAGGGAGAGGAGGGCAGGGGGAAAGGGAGAGGAGGGCAGGGGGAAAGGGAGAGAAGGGCAGGGGGAAAGGGAGAGAAGGGCAGGGGGGAAAGGGAGAGGAGGGUUUAGGUGGAAAGGGAGAAGAGGGCACGGGGAAAGGGAGAGAAGGGCAGGGGGAAAGGAGGGGAGGGCAGGGGGAAAGGGAGAGGAGGGCAGAGGGAAAGGGAGAGGAGGGCAGGGGGGAAAGGGAGAGAAUGGCAGGGGGAAAGGGAGAGGAGGGCAGGGGGAAAUGGAGAGGAGGGCGGGGGGAAGGGGAGAGGAUGGCAGGGAGAAAGGGAGUGGAGGGUAGGGGGAAAGGGAGAGGAGGGCAGGGGGAAGAGAGUGGAGGGCAGGGGAAAAGGGAGAGGAGGGCAGGGGGGACGGGAGUGGAGGGCAGGGGGGAAAGAGAGAGAAGGGCAUGGGGAAAGGGAGAAGAGGGCAGGGGGAAAGGGAGAAGAGGGCAGGGGGAAAGGGAGAGGAGGGGAGGGGGAAAGGGAGAGGAGGGCAGGGGGAAGGGGAGAGGAGGGCAGGGAGAAAUGGAGAGGAGGGCAGGGGGGAAGGCAGAGAAGGGCAGGGGGAAAGGGAGAGGGGGGCAGGGGAAAAGGGAGAGGGGGGCAGGGAGGAAGGGAGUGGAGGGCAGGGGGGGAGGGAGAGGAGGGCAGGCGGAUAGGCAACAAAAAUUAUAUGGAGAAAGAGAUGGAAAGAAUUGAAACCCAAGGUUGUCAGCUCCCGCAU